This is a messenger RNA of Schistocerca cancellata (South American locust), 1336 nucleotides long. RefSeq names its product E3 SUMO-protein ligase ZBED1-like. Bases 1 to 1335 code for a protein of 444 amino acids. NCBI's taxonomy places the organism in Eukaryota, Metazoa, Arthropoda, Insecta, Orthoptera, Acrididae. The record is from RefSeq and is a predicted model, not a curated record. Gene Ontology annotation, molecular function: protein dimerization activity. The transcript is spliced from 3 exons.
AUGCUGCAAGCAGCAUACACAGCAGCAAAGGAGAAAGUGGUAGACAAACUGUCAGCUGCGAAGACAGUUUGUUUGACCACAGAUUGUUGGACAUCGGCAGCAAAUGAAGGUUACAUGGCAGUGACAGGGCAUUUUGUGUCUGAAGAUUUCACCUUGCAAUCGGUGUUGUUAGGAUGUUCCCAAUUGUCUGGUGCACAUACUGCUGCGAAUCUGUUGGCAUCUCUAAUAGGCACGACAGAUAACUUCAGGCUGACAGACAAAGUUUUGCUGCUUGUGACAGAUAAUGCACCAAAUAUUAAAAAUGCAGUAUCCGCCGUUUUACGGUGGAAACACUUUGGGUGCUAUGCACAGACACUAAAUCUUAUUGUGCAGAAUGCACUAAAACAUUUUGUGUCAAUUCAGCAGAAAGUCAAAACUAUUGUAGCAUUCUUCAAGAGAAGCUGCAAGGCAACAGAAAGACUGCUGACAUACCAACAAAAUAAUGGGGCAGGUCAUGUUAAAAAACUGGUGCAGGAGGUGCCAACAAGAUGCAGUGAAGACUUCAUUGUACUAUUCACAGUUGAUUUUCAACAACUGACAGAUGAGGAAUGGAACAUCUGCUCAGAACUCUGCUCUGUGUUGAAGCCAUUUGCACAGGUUUCAACACAGCUUAGUGCUGAGUCAUAUCCUACUGGCAGCCAAGUUAUUGUUCUGACAAGGGGAUUAUUAUCAGUGUGUGCAGAACUUUUGAAAAGGCCAUUUAACAGUGUGACAAGGACUAUCAUUGAAGAAUUAACAACAGGCCUGAAGGACCGUUUCCACAAUGUAGAGAUGAGCAAAUCUAUAGGAGUAGCCACUCUACUAGAUCCACGCUUUAAAUCUCUUGCGUUUGAAAGCCGAGUUGCAGCAGAUAAUGCAAAGAAACAGCUUAUUGAACUAGUAGCAGAAAAGAUGGGUGACAGAAGACUGACAAACACAGGCCAGAGCCAUGAAACUGUGUCAACUUCAAUCACCACUGAUCCCUUGUCAGUAUGGGGUGUCUGUGAUGCAAUUGUAAAAUCAACACAGCCCCAGGGCACUCCUCAGUCAGCUGCUAUUGUGGAAGUACAAAGGUACAUGGACAGCCCAGUUAUUAGUAGAAGUGAGGAUCCACUGGCAUGGUGGCGUGAAAAUCAAUAUAUUUUCCCAAAUAUUGCUAAAGUGGUGAGGGAAAAAUUCAAUAUAGUGGCCACUUCUGUGCCGUGCGAAAGAAUAUUUUCUAAAACUGGUAUCAUUAUAAAUGAAAGGCGAACACGGCUGAAGGCGUCCAAAGUUGAGAAACUUAUAUUUCUAAAUAUGAACAGUACUAACUCCUGAA